Pseudoliparis swirei is the source of this 3000-nucleotide messenger RNA. RefSeq names its product SH2 domain containing 3Cb (gene sh2d3cb). Bases 20 to 2506 code for a protein of 828 amino acids. Lineage: Eukaryota; Metazoa; Chordata; Actinopteri; Perciformes; Liparidae. The record is from RefSeq and is a predicted model, not a curated record. Gene Ontology annotation, molecular function: guanyl-nucleotide exchange factor activity. Gene Ontology annotation, biological process: small GTPase-mediated signal transduction; positive regulation of peptidyl-serine phosphorylation. The transcript is spliced from 12 exons.
AGGAAGUCAACGUCUGAACAUGAACACGCGGAAACUGAGUUUCAAAUGGUUUGGGAGCCUCACCAAUCUGUCCGCCCGCCGCCCGUCACAGAAGACCAACACCAAGGCCGCCCCAGAGCAUCAUGGGAGCCUCGGCGGUCAAAAAUCAGUGGACGACAUGGAGCCCCGCCUCCACACCCCCGGCUACGCCUGCUCCAGCCAGAUGUACACACAUGUGGGCACGGUGCCACGCAGCCAGAAGAAGAGCUGCACGGGACUGAAGGAGAAGAAUAAGAACAAGAAGAAAAAAGAGGACGAGGAGGAGGGGGAGGGGCAGAGGGAGGCGGGAGAGCAUGUCCGGGACUCCCCUCUGCUCAGUGCACUGUCUGGCCUCAGUGAGACCAGUCUGGACCGGACUCUUCCUGGUCCCGCACCGGCCCGCCCGCUGCCCUCCAUCCCGUCACUCGUCCGCGCUUCACCUUUGACCUCGGCGCACGAAAGCCGCUUCAAUGGCCGCCUGGCCGACCCCUUGAAGAGCCGGUCGGGGAGCAGGGAGGCUUUAGAAAGAGAAACGUCGGACAUGACGACUAACGGCAUCACCGCGGCUUCACCGCAGGACGUCUACGUGCCGAUGGACCCGAUAGCCGAAGCGGCUCGCAGCCAAUCACUGGAAACGGGAAAGGAUGAGAGCGUCGCGCAGGAAGUGGAGCGUGUCGACGGGCAGCAGAACGUGGCGCAGAGAGGAGGAGAAUACGUUAAGUUCUCCAAAGAAAAGUUCUGGUUGGAGCCGACGGACGAACUGAAGAAGCAGUUGGAGGCAGAGCUUAAACUGAGCGGAAGCAACCUGGAGAGCCACGGCUGGUACCACGGAGCGGUCCCCUGGGAGGUGUCCGAGAGCCUGGUGGUGAACCACGGAGACUUCCUGGUUCGACACUCUCGGUCCAGUCGGGGCGACUUCGUCCUGACGGGCCGCUGGGAGCAGGAGGCGGUCCACUUCCUGGUCAGGAGGACGGCGGCGCCGCGGGUCCAGUACCGCCUGGAGGGCGAGGCCUUCGACUCGCUGCCGGCUCUGGUCCACUUCUACGCGGGGAGCCGGGCGGCUCUGACCCAGUGGAGCGGAGCUCGGAUCCACCGGCCCGUGAACAGGAAGCUGCCUCUCGGCCACCUGGAGGCGGCGUUCUGCCACUGGGAGGGCGGGAGCGGCGAGGAGGAGGUCCGUCCGAGGAGUCCUUCCUCUCUCCACAUGGGGGCAGAGGUUGAUGGGGAGCAGCACCACCGGCCUCCACUGACUGCUGGAGAAGCCUCUCUCUCUCCUCUGAACAACAACAAUGGACUUCCCGUGCCUCUGUUUCCAGCUCCUGAUGGCGACGGCGUGGCUCUAGCCCCGCCCCUCUUUCCUCUAGCCCCGUCCCUCUCUCAUCCGAACCCGGACCCCCCGUCCUCCGAGGAUCUCGGAAGCUGCUACACAGAGCUGCAGCCGGGCCCCCGGAGCUACGUGGAGAGGCUGCGGGCCGAGGACGGGUCGGCGGGCAUCGAGGACGGGAACGUGUACUCGACGGCGGCGGAGGCGGCGGAGACGGUCUCUUCUUUCAAACCCGGCGGGUACCGGUCGCGGCUGAUGCCCGGGGACAACAAACCUCUGGAAGUGGGCGUCCUGCGGCGGGUCAAGGAGCUGCUGGCCGAGGUCGACCCGAGGACGACGGCCAAACACAUCACCAAGACCAACUGCGUGCUGGCCAGAAUUCUGGAGGUGACUCCGGAGGAGCUAAGGAUGAUGGGAGUUAGUUCUGGGAUGGAGUUACUUACGUUGCCACACGGCCGUCGGUUGAGACUGGACCUGCUGGAGAGGUUCCACACCAUGGCCACCGCGCUGGCCGUGCAGCUUCUGGGCUGCACCAGCUCCACCGAGGAGCGCGCCGGCCUGCUGCACAAGCUCAUCCAGAUCGCUGCCGAGCUCAAGACCACCACGGGGGACAUGUUCGGCUUCACCGCCGUCAUGAGGGCGCUGGAGCUGCCCCAGGUAUCCCGUCUGGAGCAGACCUGGACGGCAUUACGCCAGCGACACACAGAGGGCGCCAUUCUUUACGAGAAGACCCUGAGGCCGUUCAUGAAGAGCCUGAACGACGGCCGAGAGAGCUGCCCGCUGUCCAGCACCAGCUUCCCCCACGUCAUGCCCCUCCUGGCCCUGAUGGAGAAGAGCGUGGCGGUGGGCGAGGGGGCGGAGCCGUGGGAGGUGGCGGAUGUCGAGCUGGACGUGGUCAUGUUCCACCUGGGGGCGGCGAGGACCAUCGCUCAGCUGGGGGGCAUCUACAGCUCCAACGCCGAGAGCAAGCUACGAGGUUUCACGGAGCAGCCGGAGGUCCUGGAGCUCUUCCUGACCGACUUCCAGAUGCGGCUGCUGUGGGGGAGCCGCGGUGCCGAGGAGAGCCAGGCUCUGCGCUACGCCAAGUUCGACCAGGUGCUGACCGCCUUGUCCGUCCGGCUGGAGCCGCCCGGCCGGCGCCGCGGCCCACGCCCCUCAUGUUGAUCCACGUGGUUCCUCCUUCACUUCCUCCUCUGAGAGCCACAUUCCUUUAACCACGCCGAAGACGUCUGUGUAUAUAUUCAGGAUUCUGUUGCUUUUGAUUCUGCGGGAAAAACCAAAGAGGAAGUGGGCUUUCAUUUUGGUGAAAUGAGGCCGGAGCCUCAGGUGUGUUGUGGGCGUGUCUGAAGGCUGGACCUUCCUUUCUUCAUAUUCAAUAACCCCAAUAACAGAAUAACGUUGUGACCACGUGUGAAUCAUGACGACUUUAAUAUGUAUUAAUAUUUAACGGAAUAACGAGGUUACUGACGCUGUAAUCGGUGCUGAGGUCAGUUCUGGGCUUUUCUUUCUGUUUCCUUCAAAAUAAAAUCCCAUACGGUUCCUCACACUCUUUCUCAUUAUAUAGCCGCCUGACUUCUGAAGCUUUUCUUUUACGAUACAACCGAUUGUAUUAAUGUCAAAUAUUUAUCUGAAAUGUAAGUAAACAUGUUUACCUCGUU